This is a messenger RNA of Solanum tuberosum (potato), 1972 nucleotides long. Its product is annotated as putative late blight resistance protein homolog R1B-12. The coding region runs from base 142 to 1794 and encodes 550 amino acids. Gene Ontology annotation, biological process: defense response to other organism. The transcript is spliced from 2 exons. Gene Ontology annotation, molecular function: ADP binding. Lineage: Eukaryota; Viridiplantae; Streptophyta; Magnoliopsida; Solanales; Solanaceae. The record is from RefSeq and is a predicted model, not a curated record.
UUCUUCAAGAUUGAAGUCCACCAUUAUCUCCUAUAAUACAAUUCUCUCUCAUUUUAUAUUUCUGUUACCAUCACCUUUUGGACCAAUUGAUCUCUCAUUUGUUGCAACCCUCAUCAACAACACAAGCAAUCAAUUCAAGGCAUGGAAGUUGUUGAGACUUGUGGAAAAGGAACUCUUUCUGCUGGAGAACCUUCCACCAAACGUAGUAUUACAUCAAUUUAUGAUGAUGAUGAAGUUGUGGGCUUUGAGAAAGAUGCAGAAAUUAUAAUGAAGAAAUUGAUACGAGGAACUAAGGAGCGGGAUCUUAUCUCCAUCUUUGGAAUGCCCGGACUCGGUAAAACAACUUUGACAAGAAAGGUGUACAACAAUCCCUAUAUUGUUGAUCACUUUGAUGUUAAAGCAUGGUGUGCUGUGUCACAAGCAUAUAAUAGGAGGACGUUAUUGGUUGAGAUUUUCAAACAAACUACAAAUAAUGAGAUCAAAAUCAAAGAGGACGACGAUGUAGCUGACAUGUUGCGCAGGGUUCUAAUAGGCAAGAGAUACCUCAUCGUAUUAGAUGACAUUUGGGAUGUCAAGGCAUGGGAAGAUUUGGGAAUAUGUUUCCCUCAAGGUGAAUAUGGAAGCAGAGUAAUGGUUACAACACGAAUUGAACAAGUGGCUAAGGAUCUUCAGCACCACAGUUUUCCUUAUUCUCUUAGCUUUCUAACAUCCGAAGAGAGUUGGGAAUUAUUGGAGAAGAAGGUAUUUCGAGGAGAGAGUUGUCCCCGGGAUCUACUGGAAGCAGGGCUACAAGUUGCCCUACACUGUAAGGGAUUGCCUCUUGUGGUUGUUCUGAUUGCUGGAAUGAUUGCAAAAAUGGAUAGGGAGUCGUCCUUGUGGCUCGAGGUUGCGAAUGAUUUAAGUUCCAUUGGUUUAGGAGAGCAGAGUAUGAAGGUAAUACAAUCAAGUUAUGACCAUUUAGAAGACCACUUAAAGCCUUGCCUUCUUUACAUGGGAUUGUUUCCAGAGGACCAUAAGAUUCCAGUGGACGAUCUGCUGAAGUUGUGGAUGGCUGAAGAAUUUGUAUUGAAUGCCGAAAAAGAGAACAUGGAGGAAGCAUCUCGAGUUUGCUUGAGUAAUUUGCUUAACAGAAGCCUAGUAAUGGUCUCCGGAAUGAGAAUUAAUCGUGAUGUAGAAUACUGCUCACUUCAUGAUGUAGUGCGUGAGUUCUGUUUGAGAAAACUCACAGAAGACAAGUAUAUGCAGCUAGCAAUGCCAUACAAUCCGUUUCAACAGUUGCAUUCCACGGAAUCACGGUUAUGCAUUUAUAUUCAUGAUGAUCUUGUUAAACAAUUAGAUCAUUCUGACUACCAAUUGGAUAAGAUUCCAACGCUGGAUUUCAAGGAAACAAAUUCUUUGGAGUUCAUUGCUCAUCCAAAACUUAAUACAUGGAAUAACCGAUAUUCAAAUCCUUUAGAUUUAGUUGUUAAAUUAAGAUUUGUUCGGGCAUUGCAUUUGAUGGAUGUCUUAUUGCCAAAUUCAUGGGCUACUGCAAUUCAAUCGCUUACUCAGUUGAGAUACCUUGCAAUUUAUGUCAGAGAUUUUGAAUUGAAGUGGAUAUCACACCUACACAAUCUCCAAACUCUACAGGUCCAGUCCAGUAAGAUAUUACACCUAAAGGCUGCUACUUUAUGGGAAAUGACGAAGCUAAGACAUGUAAAUAUUAACUGUCUUUCGGUGGUAUGGAAAGACAAUUACGAAGGAACACUACUAGAAAAUAGGCCUACGGCAACAAACAUAAAACCGUUGCAAUAGAUAGUAAAACUGUUGCAAUAGAUCUAUCGCAACGGUUCAACACCCGUUUCAUCUGAUCGCGUGGCAAUAGAUCUAUUGCAACGGUUUUGGCAACGGUUUUAGAACCGUUGCAGAAGGUGUACCUAUUGCAAUGAUUUUUCCUCCGUUGCUAUAAGACAAUCUAUUGCAACGGUUCUUU